This is a messenger RNA of Helianthus annuus (common sunflower), 1206 nucleotides long. RefSeq lists its product as uncharacterized. The transcript has 3 exons. Lineage: Eukaryota; Viridiplantae; Streptophyta; Magnoliopsida; Asterales; Asteraceae. The coding region runs from base 1 to 1206 and encodes 401 amino acids. The record is from RefSeq and is a predicted model, not a curated record.
AUGGGAAUCAGACAAAGAUACCCUGAGUUACCAGAACGCAUGUUGUGCCUCAUUGCACCAGACUCACAAUACAUAUUACAACAUGAAGAACUUCUUACCAAACCAGAUACUCCAACAGAAGAACCUAGCAAAGAAAUUUUUAACUGUUCUUCAUCACCAGAAGAAGAAGAAGUUGAGAAGUCCUGGUCAUUAGAAACAGAGGCUGCAGGAGGAGAAGGAGUUCUGAAGAUAACUAACUCACCAGAAAACAAGACAGAACAUGAUGAGAGCCAACAGAUUCAUGAUGCUGGAAUUCGUCAUGAGUUUGAUAUUCAUCAAGAGAAAGAACAUGAGCACUAUGAAGAAUCUCAUAUUGCUGGAGGAACUCAUGAAGAUACUGAAGGUCAACCUUAUGAAGAAACUCACUUUGCUGGUACAACAAAUGAAGCCACUGAAGUUAUACAUCAUGAUGAGUCUCGGGUUGCUGAAAAAACUGAUGUUGAUGAGGAGGUUACUAGUUCCAUUCAUCUCAACUCUGAAUCAGAAAAUGAGGAAGAGGUUGAGAUCUCAACAGAUAGAGAUCAGGGAACUGAUCAAGGAAAUCUGGAUGAGAAUGUGUUUUUCACCUCUGGUGGAGAUGAUUCUGGUACACUUAAGGUUGCACCAAAAUCUAGUAAAGCCAAAAGUAACCCUAUCAUUUCCAAAACAGCAGCAGAUGUGUUUGCAGCUGGAAUAUUAGAGGGAACAUCUGUUGUUCCAAAUAUCCCUGAAACACCCAUGAACCAAGAAAAUUUGGAAGCUGUGCCAGAGAAUGUUUACAAAGCCUGCAAAAGAAAUCCAGUAGAAGAAAAGCUUGAUAUGUUGUUAUCAGAGAUACAAGGUCAAAGGGCAGACAAAAAGACUUUAUCAGAAUCAGUGGAGGUGAUAAAGACACAACCUGAAAGAAACACUGAAGCACUAAAGUCUCUUCAAAAGCUGAAAGAAAAAGCACCAGAAACCAACAUCUCUGCAUCAAAAAUUCAGAAGAUUCUCACAGAAAUAGAAAAGAUCAAGACACAAGUUGCAAAUACUGUGGAGUCAAGACAAUCAAGCAGUACAAACAAGGUUUUGGAAGAAGUCACCAUCCUAAGGGCAAGGAACAACAGUAUCACAGAUGCCUUUGAGAAGCUGUCAAAAGAAUGGGCUGCCAUGCAGAUGAAAGCUCAAACUGAAUUUACAAAAGUUUAG